AUGCUUGACGUCCUCGAUCUGAUCGUCGAGCGCGGCGGCAACCCUGAGGCUGUCCGGGAAAGCCAGCGCAGACGCUUUGCGCCCGUUGAGGUUGUCGACCAGGUCAUUGACUUGUGGCAGGACCACCGUCGCACUCUCUAUGCGGCCACCCAGCUGAAUGCAAAGAUCAACGAAAUCCAAAAGCAAAUCGGUGCCAAGAAGAAGGCCAAGGAGAAUGCCGACGAGCUGCUCCAGCAGAAGAUUGCUAUCGAAAAGGAGAAGAAGGAGAUCCUCGACUCGGCUGCCGCCAAGGAAAAGAUCAUGAACAAAGCCCUCGCCACCAUUGGCAACAUCAUCCACGACUCCGUCCCCGUCUCGGCAACAGAAGACGAUAACCCGACCCUGCGCACCUGGGUGCCUGCCGACCGCGAAGUCCCCAUCGGCCAGGAGGACCGCAGCACCUUGCUAUCGCACCACGAGCUGCUGCUGCGCAUCGAUGGCUACAACCCGGAAGCGGGCGUUAAGGUGGUUGGACACCGAGGCUACUUCCUCAAGAACUGGGGUGUUUUCCUGAACCAAGCUAUUAUAAAUUUCGGACUUGAGUUCCUCACGCAACAGCACGGCUACACGGCCCUGCAGUCGCCUUUCAUGAUGUCAAAGGAAGUCAUGGCGCAAACAGCUCAGCUCGACGAUUUCGACGAGCAACUAUAUAAGGCAUGUCGACUUUUGGUUGUUGAUGGCGAUUCGGAAAAGUACCUCAUUGCUUCCGAGCAGCCAAUCUCGGCGUACCACGCCGGACAGUGGCUUCAGCCCGCCGAGAUGCCCAUCAAAUACGCUGGCUUCAGCACAUGCUUCCGUCGUGAGGCUGGCUCCCACGGCAAGGAUGCCUGGGGUACCUUCCGUGUGCAUCAGUUUGAGAAGGUCGAGCAGUUCGUCCUGUGUGAUCCUGAGAAGAGUUGGGAGAUGUUCGACGCAAUGAUUGCCAACUCCGAGGAGUUUUGCCAAGCUCUCGGCCUACCGUACCGUGUUAUUGCCAUUGUCAGCGGUGCCUUCAACCAGGCAGCCAGCAAGAAGUUCGAUCUUGAGGCUUGGUUUCCAUACCAGGCAGAGUACAAAGAGCUUGUUUCCUGCUCCAACUGCACCGAUUUCCAGUCUCGGGCUUUGGAUAUCCGGUACGGCGCAAAGACCCAGACCGAUGCCAAGAAGAAAUACGUCCACUGUCUCAACUCGACCCUGACUGCCACUAGCCGGACAAUGUGCGCUAUCCUCGAGAACUUCCAGACCCCAGAAGGUGUGCGCAUUCCCGAGCCGCUUCGGAAAUACCUCCCAGGAGCUCCCGAUUUCCUGCCCUUCACGAAGGAGUUGCCAAAGGACUCCACUUCGCAGAAGGCCAAGGCCAAGAGCGACAAAGGCGGGGCUAAGCAGAAGGUUGCGGCUGCAGCUGGCGCUGCUAGCGACGCCGUCAACAAGGCGGCCGACAAGCUGAAGGAUGUCACGGUGUAA
Molecule: messenger RNA, 1482 nt
Organism: Grosmannia clavigera kw1407
Lineage: Eukaryota; Fungi; Ascomycota; Sordariomycetes; Ophiostomatales; Ophiostomataceae
Product: seryl-tRNA synthetase
Exons: 21
Coding region: 1-1482 (493 amino acids)
Biological process (GO): seryl-tRNA aminoacylation
Cellular component (GO): cytosol
Molecular function (GO): serine-tRNA ligase activity; ATP binding; tRNA binding
Source: RefSeq, a predicted model, not a curated record